This is a messenger RNA of Amoebophrya sp. A25, 4617 nucleotides long. NCBI's taxonomy places the organism in Eukaryota, Dinophyceae, Syndiniales, Amoebophryaceae. The record is from the annotation of a GenBank genome assembly.
UAGCUGAGUGGUUGAUUUCCCUAUAUACGUUCUUGAGGAAUGACAGAGGGGCUCUAAGUUCCGCCUGCCACCGAGGAUACAAAAAAAAGAGACUUUCUCUGAAAUAUCGCAAUCCCAAUCCAGUCGUCGUCGUUUCAUCAUCAAGUUGUGCUUUUUCUCCGAGCAGCUUAGUACCAGGGAACAAAAAUAUGGUCGUCGCCGUCAUCCCGAGGAGAGCCUCACGUCCCCUCAUGCUUGCCUAAAAUCUGCUAUGCUGCUCAUGCUUGCUUAAAACACUGGUGCAAACCCUGGGCAAACAGCAAGGCCUCCAGCCCUACAACUUCCAGCUCAUGCUUGCCUAAAAACAGCAGGCCCUGCAGCUCAUGCUUGCCUAAAAACUGCUACAGCGCGCUGCCAACAAACUUCUGAAAAAAAAUGUCAGGUCAACCUCCUGUAGCCGGAGAUUUGAUUACUCCGAAGGAAGGGGAUACCUUGCUAGGACCCUCCGGAAGUGGCCAUGUAGCAGUGGAGAUUGGGCGACCAGUGCUACCAGAGCCACCAAUUAUGGUCACCAUUUAGUGUCCAUCAUUCAUCUCGGCAUCUUGGUCCCACUCGAGUAGGCACGACCGUCGUGACACGGCCAAAAAGCCUGAUUAUCGGGCCGCCGACGUCGCCAAUGAAUGAAUGAUUGGUCCCCUUUGCGCUUGUAUUCUCGUGAAAUACAAGGUAAAAGGAGUCAAGAUGAGGGUGCCGAGAUGCAAUCUAGCAGACUCUAAACCAAGUUCAUCUUCAGGCACAGUAUCGAACGAAAAAUCCAAAUCUUCAGCAUCGUCCUCAAGGCCAAAAUUGUAUGGAGGAAGGAACUUGUAGCGAACUAGGAUGUUGCGCUUCUCUGUCGUGCUGUGAGUCACUCAUAUGGUGAUGUUGAGGCAAAAAGAGUAAGAGUUGUAACACAUUCUUUCUUGAUACUCAGAUCACGUCUGGUGGAACCACUGUAAUGAUAUCAAACUCUAACUACUUCUUUCUUGGAUAAAAACUAAAACUUGUAGACUUAUUCAGACUGACACGGGUACUUCAAAAACACCUAAGUUUCAUCUGUUUUUAAACUGACUUCGUGUUACAGCCAGCUUAUGUUUUAGCUUUUAUUUUACUUAGCUUUUAAUAUUUUGCUAUUGCUUCAUACUUGAUCAACGCAAGAGCACGAGCUCGUCGAUGUGGCAUUGUCUCCGCCACCCUCACCAGGAAGACGAGACCCAGUUGAUGACGCCGCUAGAAUGCUGGACAACGGCUCAUCGGGAGGCAAUUCUGUUAUGUCAUAGAUUUCUUAGAUGUCGUUGUCGUCAGUGCUGGUAGAGAUAUCAUAUAGGAAGAAGUUCGUUGGAGUAUUUCUCCAACAUUCGUCUUCAUACAUGAUUACAAGUUAUGCCUAUGUGGUUUCUUAGUAGGUAUUGUCGUCGUGGAAGCUCGUUCUUUGUAGAGAUACUUAAUUCAAACUCUGAUAUCAUCAAUCUUGAGAGAGCUAGUAGAUUCUUUCCGUUCAUCGUCAAUCUCCUGAGUGAACCUUGCUCGUCUGUAAUUCAUCGACUUUUCACCCUUCUCUGUCUAACUCCGUUGGCUACAACUAUCUUGACCCCGAGGGAGGUCCUGCAGUAGAGUUUUUAACCGACUUGGUCAAUCGAGCAGACAAGUAUGCCAGAGACGUCCUACCGCCAAACCUACACCAGUAUUAAGACUAGUUUAUCACUACUCCUAGUAGAAAGACUAUGGCUAUGCUGAGUGGUGCUGGUGUCCCCUUGACAACUUAGAGGGAAAUCUAUCAGGGGGGAAUGAAAGCAACUCACUCAACGCUUUUAACCAGGGAUAGUGACACUCUGACACUCUAGCGUUAAGAGUAUCUGAAUAAAGGAGACGUAUCGAAUUUCGUCACCUUUCUGAUCAUGCUCCUUGGCAUUUUCCUCAACAUGACGAUCUACACAACGCCAGAACUCUUAUGGUGAAGUCGCUGAGUACUAGGUACUACUAUCAAAUACAAAGAGUACGAUAACUCAUUCCAUUUGACUUCGACCACCUUGCAGCUCAUCUUUUCGCUGAGAGCUACACCCCUUCAUUUUCUCGAGCCACCAACUACAUACUUGCUUUUGGCCUGUUCGGGUUUGCGGGAGGCUUUACAAACUGGCUCGCGAUAAAAAUGCUCUUCGAAAAAGUCUGCGGUUUACCAGGAAGCGGCGUGAUUCCUGCGAGAUUCAAUUAUGAAGAUGGGAACUUGAUUUUCUAGUGUGAGGACAAUGAUGUGUUGAAAUAACAGGAAACAGGACUGAAGAGUUCAAGAUGUCGUAAGAUGUCUACCUACUGAGACUCGCUUAAUAUGAAUCUUCUAAUGCCAAGAGAUAAGGACAGUGGUGAAGGGGACGAUCAUGAAAGCCUUUUUCGAUGAUGAGUACUAUUUUCGCGACAAGAUAAUUUCUUUACAGAAGUAUGCAAAUUUGAGCCAUGAUGUUGUCAGAAACGCUUGGUUGAAAAAAAAACAUGGUGAUUCUGAUUGAUCGUUAGCAUCAGCGCACACUACUACAAACAUACGAUGCUUUUAUGUUCAUCACAAACUCAUCACAAGCACCACCCUUCCACUUCCUCGUAGGUUCCUGAACAGCUAUCUCGAGAGUCGAGGUAGUGGACUCCUGAAAUCCAUGGAUAUAGGUGGGAAAGUUGCGGAAUUUGUUUCCGCGCCUGACUUCGAGAGUGGGCUGAAAACCAAAUUAGAAGAGAUUAAGGCCUGACUCGACAAAAACUAGUAUUGUGUAUCAAUUUUUUAAAUCCUCUCCUAGUUAGGUUGGCUCGACAAAAACUAGUAUUGUUGUAAUAUCUUUUUGCUUUUUUUCGGGUAGGUUGAUCAGUAAUCAUUCUUUUUACGUAGUAGAUGAAUGUCUUGAUUUCAUACGUAGUAGAAUGUCGCAUUGACCAAGAUGCAAAAACCAUGUCGACGUGUGAUGGACUCUAACAACCUUAUAAUGGAGUUGGACUCUAAUAAUCUGACUCUAAUAAUCUUGUGAUGGGAUCAUCUAAGUCUCUAGUAAUUCUACAAUGUCCUUGAUGAAUCGUAACUAAUGGAUACCCAGAAGAGAGUGACUAAGUCCGCAACAAGAACAUUUCUUCUAAUGUCAUCUCCCAGACCCCAGAGGGCAUGAUGCUUCAGAUGGUGAAGCAGAUGUUUGGCGGAAGUUUUGACGCCCUUUUGCCCAUGGUCCGACCAGUUCUUAUCACGCUGGCAAAAGAUCUGGGAGAUAAUAUUGAUGUACUUGUUAUCACUCUAUCACUUUCGAGACGAAUGUCCAUGUUGUAUGAUCGUAUACAAUUAUUACUUGUUUUUGCCUAGGUAGUGUAGAUGACAUUCACACUCAUCAUGUUCUUGCUGCCUAUAUAGGUAAUCAAAAUAGGUAAUCAAUUUUGAUGAAGUUUCAUGUCGCGAACCACCCCAUUCUGGAAGCAGCUUCGACGCUUGUUUACGGUACGGUAGGUUGCUCAUUGUCCUGUGUUGCAGAAGGACAUUCUUGUUGUCCUCUCUACCUACGAAUUAAUAUAUCGCAGUCGAGAUCAAUUCCAUUCUUUAAUAUACAACACAACCGUAUUAGGAUCCCACCAUAUCACCACCCCUCAAGACAGCUCCGACGUCUCGUAUCCGUGGACCGCGUGAAAACGGAGAUCGACCUGCUAAUGACUGAGAAGUUAGAGCUUCUGACGCCAGAGCUAGUGAAAACACUGCUGGAGGAGAUGAUUCGCUCACACCUAUUAAGGCUCAGCUUUCAAUGGUCAUUGGGGUUGGUCACUGAAAUGGAAGAGGCGACCUUCCCUGGAGAGUAGAACAGGGGAAAACGAAGGGAAAGGGGAGAGCUUUGAAUGGGGUCCCUUCCGUUCAGAGUCAGUGACCAUUGAAGGCUGAGCUUUAAAUCUAGGCUGGCUAGUCUUAUGUUAAGGCUAGGCUUUCACUAUUCCGUGUUGGAAAGAAAUGCUGAGUGAACUGUCCCCUGAGUGAAGACAUUAAUAGCUAGAGGCGCCAUGACAUGGCCCCCUGACCUAAGGGAGAAAGUUAGGGGGAAAGGGGGAACUCUUCACUCAACCAGGCAUAGUGGAAAGCUAGCGCUAAUUAUGGGGUAAUAUCUUCGGUGGGCUCAUAGGCCUGUUUUCGAUGGCUUCGGGAUUGGGGUACUAGCUGGUGGAUUAUGACCACGACGAGAGGAGACUACAACAAAGAACUCUAGUACCUGCGCCAUGCAACUGGUGGCGGGCGAACAUGGCAGCACUCAUUCUUAGAGCAAGGAAACUCGACAAUUUAAAUCAACCUGGUACACAACAUUUUUACAACGACGAACAAGAAUUAUUGGACAGAAACUUCAACUUAUUUAUCCAUCAAACAAGAAAAGGAUAUGGCAAAAUCCCAAAAUCAACAUCAUCCACUUAUCCUUAUACGGAGUGAAAACGUGACACUCACUGAUGCGACCUCAAGGGAAUUCCGAGAAUGGACUCUCGUACUGGCUUCCUGUUCCUUGAAAAAAUGGAAGGCCAAAAAUCAGAACCUCAUGUACUUCAGUAAACGUUGCAAUGGCAAUUUUGAUCAGGAGGACAGUCCUCGCAGGAUCGUUGGUG